AUGUCUAUCUCUACAGACGAGCUUCGAAGUCAAUGGGCGAACCCAGGUGACAUUCUCAGUCUUCUCCUCCUUAUCGGUAGCGAUAUUGUGCAAAAAGCCAUCGCUCAACUCGUCGGGCACAGGAUUCACCUUUAUGGAGAUAAAAGAAAUCGAGGCCUGUCAAUUGCGCCCGUUGCUUUUUCUUUCGGAUGGGCAGCUUACGGGUUCUCCAACCUCCUCUCAGCUAUCGGGGAUAUGAGGCUGAUGCCGACGAGCGAUUGCCCUUCCUUUCUCGUAACCUGUUCCAACGGAUUUGUGAGGGAGAACCAAUCUUGGAUAUUAGGCCGUCUUCUUCGGGAUCAUGAGAUUAAAUAUGCCGUCGACCCGCGGCCGGAGGAUGAAGGUGGUCGAGCUGAAUCUAUCCGAAUUGACGUCUUCAACCUGCUUCCCGUCUCGCGCCCUACUUGCGACUUCGUGUGGUGGCUUGGAUGGGCAGUAUUACUUGCGCAGGUUGGUAUUGCUAUUGUACCCUGGGUCUUAUACGAUGACUGGGGAAUUUUCGUAAUCACUCUAUGUGGGAAUUUGUUCGUUGCUGCUACCUGUGCUCUGCCGCAGUGGACGCAAGAGAAAUGGGCUGGCCGCCAGUUGAAGCGCGACAAGGUAACAUGCCUAACACGCGGUAACGGGCAUUUUCAUAUCAUGGUCUUCAUCGGUACUCGAGGCUCCUGGGAUCUGGACAUAUCGGGACUCAAAGAACAUACCUGGUUUCUUGUCGGUAUUGGAGGUAUCGGUAUGCUACAAAAUAUCUUCGCAGCCGGAACACCUCGAGAGCCAGGUACUUCUAAUUUACAUAUUACCAAAUUCUCCCGUGUGUCAACGAUCGUAGGGAGACGCGAGGACUAUGAAGACGAUAUAGAUUGUAAAGUUAAUCUAGAAGAGGUCUCUAAGGAACUUGCUGAUAUUGCUCUAUGGACAUCGGGGAAGUCGUCGUUGGCAUCACAGGGUGACAAUCCUACUCUAAACAAAGCCGCUUCAAUGCCGCGAUGGCUGAUCACGAUGGCUGGUUCCGAUGGUACUCCAAGCUGGCUGGAGCCCCUGAAGCCAGUCCCUUUGACCAAUCAUACUCCACCCACAUGCCGCUUGAUAUCAAGAAUAUGGCAACGGCCCGUUACCGAUAAUGGCAAGCAGGAUGAGGUUGUAUAUGCUAUCGGGGUUCACGGUGCGCUGAUCGAGCUUGAGAAAUGGGUGCCGACAGCCGGGCUUGCGAUGGCCCAGAUAUUCUUCCCGGCAGGCCUCCAGUACAAUGAUGCGGCCGUACGGGAUAACAAACAUAAAAAAUUCUGGCAGAGAGCAUAUCAUACUAAAUUAGUCAGAGAAAGAGCAGAAGUAAAAAGGAGGGCCGAAGAGGUGACUCUAGCUCCGAUGGGAGUCUAA
This is a messenger RNA of Daldinia loculata, 1413 nucleotides long. RefSeq lists its product as uncharacterized. The transcript has 2 exons. NCBI's taxonomy places the organism in Eukaryota, Fungi, Ascomycota, Sordariomycetes, Xylariales, Hypoxylaceae. The record is from RefSeq and is a predicted model, not a curated record. The coding region runs from base 1 to 1413 and encodes 470 amino acids.